Messenger RNA from Prunus armeniaca (apricot), 204 nucleotides. The record is from the annotation of a GenBank genome assembly. NCBI's taxonomy places the organism in Eukaryota, Viridiplantae, Streptophyta, Magnoliopsida, Rosales, Rosaceae.
AUGGCAGAUGGAACUUUGCAAAUUAAGAGCAUGGCAGAGACACAUACGUGUAGCAUAAGUUAUAGCAACCCUCAAGCUACUGCAAGUUGCCUUGCUAAAAAAUAUCUUGAUCGAAUUAGAGAUGAGCCCAAGAUGGGGUUGAGGUUAUUCCAAGCUCUUAUUAAGAGGAAAAGGAGUAAGAUGGUGCAAAAGCGUGUAGACUAA